Messenger RNA from Gossypium raimondii (Peruvian cotton), 997 nucleotides. RefSeq names its product cysteine proteinase inhibitor 6. NCBI's taxonomy places the organism in Eukaryota, Viridiplantae, Streptophyta, Magnoliopsida, Malvales, Malvaceae. Gene Ontology annotation, molecular function: cysteine-type endopeptidase inhibitor activity. The transcript has 3 exons. The record is from RefSeq and is a predicted model, not a curated record. Bases 103 to 822 code for a protein of 239 amino acids.
GCUCAAGUUAAAAUGGCGAAAGUAGAAAAACCUUUAAUUUGAUUCAAAAUCAUAAUAGAAAAUUCUUUAGAUUCAUCCUGAAAAUUUUCUAUAUAAACCCAAAUGCGAAAUCCCAGUUUCGCAAUCUCUUUUUUAUUCUACAUACCAAUCUCAAUUCUCUUCUUCAACAAUUUCUUUGCGGAAUCAACUCUCAGCUCUGAACCAAUGGCCACCACCGCCGCCAAUUUGGGCGGAUUUCGCCCGUCCGGCAGAUCCCAAAACAGCGCGGAGCUCGAAAACGUCGCUCGCUUCGCCGUCGAUGAGCACAACAAGAAAGAGAAGGGUAUGGUUGAGUUUGUGAGGGUGGUGAAAGCAACGGAGCAAGUGGUGGCGGGGACGCUUCACCAUUUGACUGUGGAAGCCAUUGAUGGUGGAAAAAAGAAGCUUUAUGAGGCUAAAGUGUGGGUCAAGCCAUGGAUGAACGUGAAGGAAUUGCAGGAGUUUAAACAUGCCGAUGAUUCCCCUUCUUGUACAACUUCGGAUCUUGGUAUCAAGAAAGAUGGGCAUGGCCAUGGAUUGCAAGGUGUGCCAAUACAUGACCCUGUAGUUGAAGGUGCUGCAAAUCAUGCUCUCAAAGCCAUUCAGCAGAGAUCAAAUUCCCUUGUGCCUUAUGAACUCAAAGAAAUCCUUCAUGCCAAUGCUGAGGUGGUGGAAGAUUUGACCAAACUUGAAAUGGUUCUGAAGGUUAAGAGAGGAGACAAGGAAGAGAAGUUGACGGUGGAAGUACAGCAUUUGAGCCAUGGAACUUUCCAUCUCAACCGCAUUGAGCCACAUCACUCUUGAACCCAUUUGGAUGCAAAUAUGUGUUGGUUUGGCAAUGGAUUCUUGGAAGAUUAUAUCCUUUUAUACUUGAAAACAUUAAAGAGUGGAAAUUCCUAAUGUUAUCCAAAUCUUAUGAAAUUGUUGAAAAAUAAGUUUGGAUAAAAAAUAAAAUCGGAAAGAUCUUUUUAGGUUGGCA